AAGAAAAAGGAAUUAAAUGGUGGCAGACAUGCCCAAGGAAUAUUGAGGAGAUUUGAUCCUUUCAUGAAACUUGUGAUGGAUGAAUGUGUGGAGGUGAUGACUAAUGGGCAACAGAACAAUAUUGGAACGGUGGUAACCAUUCCAAGAAAUAUUAUCAUCAUGUCGGAAGCCUUGGGACCAGUAUGAAGAAUGGUUGUGUUCACCAGAGAAAUCAAUUGCUUCCACAUGUCCUCUGUCCCCUCUCCACAGCACCUGUUUUUCUACAAUAUAAAAAUCAAGUCGUGUCUCUUUUCAUAUUGAACUUUCGUUAAAUAAACUUUUGUAUUGUAAAGGGGAAAAAAGACUUAGGGGCUGAUUAGAUGUGAGAAAAGAAAGGAAGA
Molecule: messenger RNA, 380 nt
Organism: Phyllostomus hastatus (greater spear-nosed bat)
Lineage: Eukaryota; Metazoa; Chordata; Mammalia; Chiroptera; Phyllostomidae
Product: small nuclear ribonucleoprotein G-like
Exons: 1
Biological process (GO): mRNA splicing, via spliceosome
Cellular component (GO): catalytic step 2 spliceosome; U5 snRNP; U4 snRNP
Molecular function (GO): RNA binding
Source: RefSeq, a predicted model, not a curated record